Messenger RNA from Podarcis lilfordi (Lilford's wall lizard), 519 nucleotides. NCBI's taxonomy places the organism in Eukaryota, Metazoa, Chordata, Lepidosauria, Squamata, Lacertidae. The record is from the annotation of a GenBank genome assembly.
AUGGAGUCACAAGAUGCUUUUUGGGAUGCCGGAGCGGAAGUUGGUCACCUUGCAAGCCCUUCUGUUCCCCCAGUUUGCUGGUCCUCAGGAAGACAAGUGGGAGGGGAGGCUGUGCAAAAAAGGGGGGUGGAAGCAUGUCUGCAGAUUCCCACUGUAACCGCAGUGAGGUUGUUGGGUCGUCUGCUCAGCCGCCUUUCCCUGCUUCUGGCGCACACAAUAAUAAAAGAAAAACUUCAGUUUGCUUCCCAAAUGGGCAAAGUUGGCUUAAAGUUCCUGUGGAUGUGCAGCAGGAGUAGCCACCCCCCCAGGCUUCAAAGACAAGUUGCUUGCUGCCGAAUUGGAGGAGAACAUCAGGCUAGCAUUCAGGUGGAAUGUACAUUGCGUUGCAAAGCCAGAGCAGGGCUGAAUGGGUGGCACUCGUUCCGUAGCAUCCGGAAAAGCCACCCCGAUUCUCCCCAUUCUGAGACUUCUUGUUGGGCAGCGAAAACAAGGAAACUUGGGAACCUGUUAAAAGCUUAA